CGGCGCUGGCGCCCCGUCUGGCGCACAAGGCUUCGGGACGCACACACCAGCCCUUGUGGACUUCGAAUGUCCGGACUGCGGCAUUCCUGUCUAUUGCAGCGAACGGCACUGGGCAGAGGACUACGAGACCCACCUCCGGAUCUGCGAUACGUUGCGACAGAUCAACGAGGAUGACCACGACCUCCGCUCAGGAAGAUUCUUCCCCGAGUUUGAGUAUGCAGGUCCGCAGAUGGAAGAAGCCGCCGUCAACAUGACCAACUGGGACACUUUUCUCUACACAAGGCAGUUCGAGGCCAUCAAUGACGACCGGAGCAUGCGCCAAGUCACGAGGUUGCUAACCUACCCGCUCACAAUAGGCAGUAUCCUCCACGAGCUUAGCCCCUACAAUAUAAGGAAAGGCGGCAGGCUGACCCCCGAGGGGCUGAAGAGCUUAAGCGCGCUACGAUACACCUUACAUCCGCCCAAGUCGGGAGGCGGGAUCGACAUCAAGGGCCUGCGACCGGAAGCGCCGGCGGUGCGGAUAUUUAUCUUGGGCGCCCGCGCCGAGUCGUCUUUGCCCCGGAAUGUUUGGGUGCAGCUGGCCCACCUCUUUCCUCGGGGGAAGUUCCACCUCAUCUUCAUCGGGCCGGAGAGCAUGGCCAACCGGGAUGACGAAUUCCCGCUGCCGCCUCGAACCGCGGCCAACCCCUUUGGCGCCAUAGUGGAGGACCGAGUGUGGCCGACGAUGAAAAUCAGCACCAUCGUGGACUACUACCACACGCUCCACCGGACGGGCCAUUUCUACCCGUACGACCCGUACUUCGAUUGCUUCGUCAUGUUCCAUCCGGGGCUCGGACACCCGGCUAGCUCCCACGAGUGGUCGGAAACGGUGCCCCUACUGCUAGAGACGAAGGCCCCGAUUAUAGUGACGGGCUAUACGCAGUACGACAUGGAUCGCGACAUCGACUGGGUGAGGACUACCUGCCGCGGCGAGUUCGACAUGCUCAUGGAGCCGGGAGAGAACAUAUUCAGGAGCUUACGAUGGGAUCUGAACGACCUCGACCCUCAGGAUAUCAGCUGUGGUAACUGGGGCGUCUGGGCUUUCCGAGGCAAGAGAUACGAGGCAACCACAAGAGAUGCAGCCCCAUGAGGCAGGCUACGGGUCGGCUUGGUACCAGUAUGUCGAACGAUGCGCAUGUGCAUGUAGGUAUGUAACCAUCAAGUGCGGGCGGGUAGGUAACGUGUACAAAGGAUUUUGGAACCGCGCCAGUGGAGAAAAUACAAUAGCUGCCUCAAACCCAGAGAGGUUAUGUUUUUCGGGAACAUAGUGGCAAACUCGUGACAGGACAGCGUGAGGCUCAACAGAUACCUAUAUUUUAGGAAAACAGGGCGAGAUAGUCCUAGAUGUGCCUGAAGCCGGAUCCUUGCCUGGCAUGGCAUGCAAGGAUGGAACAAGUGUUCGUGGGCAUCGGGGGCCUGUGCUCCCCCAUAAGCAUCGUGCACAGGAGCGUAUGUAGGCCCGGCCAGGCCAGGCCCAGCACCUACGUACCUGACACAUGCACUCAGCUCAGCCCUGUGUGGUGCGUAUUAUACAGUAAUCCCCAACGUCUCAACGUCGCUGGAGGUGGCGCAAGCCUGGGAACGGCGGAGGGGGAACAGUGGAGGCGGACAGGCUGCAGGUGUACACUAAGCUGCAUCCCACGUCCUACCCCUUUCGAAACCGGGUCGCACAGGGAGAGACAAGUGUCUCUCAAACAA
Durotheca rogersii is the source of this 1737-nucleotide messenger RNA. RefSeq lists its product as uncharacterized. The coding region runs from base 230 to 1129 and encodes 299 amino acids. The transcript has 2 exons. NCBI's taxonomy places the organism in Eukaryota, Fungi, Ascomycota, Sordariomycetes, Xylariales, Xylariaceae. The record is from RefSeq and is a predicted model, not a curated record. Gene Ontology annotation, biological process: mitochondrial respiratory chain complex IV assembly. Gene Ontology annotation, cellular component: extrinsic component of mitochondrial inner membrane.